UUAGUGUUAAUUUACCAGAGCAUUUUUGUUGAACAGUGUUUGUGUGUGUGAGUUUGAUAAUUAAUAUCAUAAUGAGUAAUAUAGCGAAAUUAAAUAGUAAUAUUUGGAGAGUGUUUGAGUCAUCUAAGAAACUACAUGAGGAUGUAAGGCAGGGUAAAUCUAUAGAUACUAAUGAUGAAGUUAAUACUAUUGAGAGUAAUGAUGAAUUGAAUGAUGAACCAGUAAUACUUGUAAGUGACGAAGAGAUACCGCAGUUGAGUCAACUAAUACGAGAUUCAACUAAUACUGAGCAAUUGGAAUUGGAAUUGAAAGCUAUGUUGAUGAAGGUGUACUGGAAUGGAUUCUACAAGGGAUUUGAAAAUGGAUAUGCGGGUGAUCAAGAGUAGUAACGAGUAGUAACGAGUAGUAAUGAAUAGAAUUAAUGAAUCAUGAUGAAUU
Scheffersomyces amazonensis is the source of this 438-nucleotide messenger RNA. RefSeq lists its product as uncharacterized. NCBI's taxonomy places the organism in Eukaryota, Fungi, Ascomycota, Pichiomycetes, Serinales, Debaryomycetaceae. The record is from RefSeq and is a predicted model, not a curated record. The transcript has a single exon. The coding region runs from base 72 to 386 and encodes 104 amino acids.